GAUAUUUAAUAUCUGUUUCAUGUAUUCUUCCGAAAAAUAUGAAAGCACACUUCUAACAUAUAGAAACGCACCCAUUUCCUUAGACCAACUAAGACUACGUCACUUUACGCGGCAAAACACUAUUUUCAACUCCAGUUCUAAAUGACUGUUGUGGCUGCCAGCAUCACACAGAAGAUGAUAAAGGGUGGUUGGGGAAACAGACUGAAAAAGGUGGAGCAACUAGCUCAGUCAUUCCAGCAGUGUCCUCUGUCCUCGGUCUACAAACCUAGGCUAUCCCGGCCAUGGCAGCCGUCCUCUAUAUGGAAGCUCUUCCCUCGACAGUGUAUGGCUAUUCACUUUGCCCAGAGUUGCAGAGAGGAUGCACAUGUGUUUGCGCUUGAGAAGGAACAAACCAAGAUGGGUCAGAGGAUAUACCUGGUCACCAGUUACAGUGAGCUAUGGCAUUACUAUAGUACCUACAGGCAAUCUCUGAUGCAUUGCUACGAGUUGAUUCCAGAGGGGGCCGUUUGCAAGCUGUAUUUUGACUUGGAGUUCCAUAGGCCCUCCAAUAGCCGUAGAGACGGGAAAGUCAUGGUGGCCUCCCUCAUCCAGUAUGUCUGCGAAAAGCUGAAGGACGUGUUUGGGAUUGAGUGCUCUGAGAAAGAUGUACUGAACCUUGACUCCAGCACAGAAGAGAAAUUUAGUCGACAUCUCAUCUUCAUUUUACCAAAUGCUGCCUUUAAGGAUAAUAUACAAGUUGGGCAAUUUAUCCAUGCAAUUCUGCAGCCAGUGCUGAGUUUGCAUAGGAGGGGAAGGGAACUUGAGAAGGACUUGGGUGGAGUCACAGAGGACAGGGGAGAAAGGGGACUAAAGCGAAACUCACAGGCCAUGAGGCCCAAACAUGAAGAUAGAGACCUCAGCUUCCUGUUGGUAAAAAACAAAGAUGGACAGGAUGUCCUCUUUGUUGACCUCGGUGUGUACACCAAGAACAGAAACUUCCGUCUCUACAAAUCGUCCAAGGUGGGAAAGAAUGCUGCAUUCACUGUUGCAGAAGACAACAAGUUUAUCGCCAAGCCUGAGAGGAAUGUCUCUGCCGAGGAGAGCUUGUUUCUUUCCUCCUUAAUCAGCAACGUGAGUUUUACUAGCCAGAAGAUUCUGACAUGGGACCGCCAUGACACGAAAUACAGGAAGUACCCCAAGCCUCAUGCUGAGGAGAGUUCAACUUCACACUGCAUAUCAGAUGCUUUGGAAGGCUAUCAGUGUUCUCCCCACAAAGAGGUGGACAGCUUUGUUCUUACUGUGGUGAAAAAGGAUGGCAUCCAAGGAAGUAUAAGAAGGUGGAACUACUUUGUCUCAGAGCAAUUACUUGUAUACGACAUCCUGAAGUACCGCUGGUGUCAGAAUGUAAACCGGUUCCACAAAAGCAACAACAUCAUGAUUCUGGUAGAUCUCAAAGAUGAGGUCUGGUACCAGAAGUGUCACGACCCUGCGUGCAAGAACUUCAGAUCUUCUAGUUACCCAUUACCACAGGACAUCAGCGUCAGCUACUUCAUAACAAUGGACGAGGAGGACCAGGCAUAUCUAAUGGAUGAUGUGGGGAACAUAAAACUCAGCCAGACACCCCAACACCUAGAGCAGAAAAACCAGGGGGGUUCAGCUGCAAGAGUUCCCCAGGUAGAACUCUGCGAUUCCUGGGGAGACAAACAAGACGACCAGGCCUACCUUGAGGCCCUGGAUAUAGUUGAGAGAAGCACAGAUUUUGCAGAGGAUGUUUCAGAUGAGAUUCUGCUCCAUGCUCUGAGUUACCAGGAGUAGAAUGUAAGAAUAAUUAAUUAAUGAUUUAAAAGGGUUUAUUUCCUUUACAGUAAUGUGGUGAAAUUUGUCUUUGUUAAUUACUGGUUGUUAAUGCAGUCCUGAGUUACGGUGUGUAAAUUAAAGACUGUUGGACACUU
Messenger RNA from Esox lucius (northern pike), 1931 nucleotides. RefSeq names its product primase and polymerase (DNA-directed) (gene primpol). Gene Ontology annotation, molecular function: chromatin binding; DNA-directed DNA polymerase activity. Bases 142 to 1794 code for a protein of 550 amino acids. The transcript has 14 exons. Gene Ontology annotation, cellular component: mitochondrial matrix; nucleus. The record is from RefSeq and is a predicted model, not a curated record. Gene Ontology annotation, biological process: mitochondrial DNA replication; replication fork processing; response to UV. Lineage: Eukaryota; Metazoa; Chordata; Actinopteri; Esociformes; Esocidae.